Messenger RNA from Larimichthys crocea (large yellow croaker), 1495 nucleotides. RefSeq names its product zymogen granule membrane protein 16. Lineage: Eukaryota; Metazoa; Chordata; Actinopteri; Sciaenidae. The record is from RefSeq and is a predicted model, not a curated record. Bases 532 to 1044 code for a protein of 170 amino acids. The transcript has 6 exons.
UGACAUGCUUCAAAAAAUGUUUGGUUUGUUUAUCCAUCAAUAAUUCACAAGUAGAUCUGUGUUUUUGGGUGUAAAUCAUAUGAAAGAUUAUAAGUCCGCCAACUCAUCCUGGGUUGACAUCUCACCAUUGUUCACAGUGAUAUUCAACCUGACCCUGGCUCAGUCUGUCAGACCCACAUACUUCAAAAAUGAGGCACAGAUUCUCCGGAUAUGGAGUUUUCAAACCGGUUUGAAUCGCCUAUGGCUGCUUUUCCUGUAAGUGUAAUGCAAAAUAUGCUGCUGAACUUAGUGACAUGCUUCAUAUUUUUUUUCUUGUUGAAUUUCCAGAAGCAUUCAUGUGUCAGCAAAACAAAAACAGGUGUGCUACUUUUCACCUGUCAUGUAGGAAUGUUUUGGUGUUUGUGGUGAGAAAGGACGUAUAGCUAUAUAAGUGUGAGUGUCACAGAGUCAGCUCAUCCUCUGCUCAGGACGCAAGCUGGUUUCAAGAGAUCCUGACUGCAGUGUUUUUUCUGGACGUCUUCACAAACCAGAAUGUUUUCCUUGCUGUUCUUUGCUGUGCUCUGCGCCAGCUGUCUGGCAAAACCUGCCUUGGUGCACUACUCCUACUCCAAUGCUGUUGGAGGUGGUAGUGGCAAUGCCUUCUCGUUAAACGGGAAGGGAAGGAUCACAUCGAUCAGGCUUUGGGAGGUUCCUAACGCUUACAUCACUGGUAUCCAGCUGCGCUACGAAAACAUUUGGACUCCAAGGGCUGGUCGUUACUAUGGUGGUACACAUGAGCUGAACUUGUUUGAUGGAGAGGUCAUUGUUCAGAUUUCUGGUAAAUACUACAGCAACUACAUCUAUCAGCUGAUAUUUUUGACCUCCAGAGGGCGCUCUCUGAUUGUCGGCCAGCCAAUACGGGAUUCCUUCAACUUUUACCCGAUCCACGUGGACGCAGAGCUCAGAAUGCUCAGUGGCCGAGUUAAUAGUGCUGGGAUCACUGCACUGGCAGCUCACUGGGGGGCGGUCUACAUGCAUGAAUGCAACAGCACCAUGAACAACUGAACAGCUGGUUAAUGAUCAACUGUAAAUGAUGAAUCUCUUUGUUUUCAUUAAGAAGUUAUUCAGUCAGCUCGACUAGUGCAUCAUGUAUUAUGAGCACUCAGUGAUAUUGUACCACUUUUUGUAUCUGUACCUCUUGAACAUUGUGAACAAUGAUUUAUUAACAAUGAAAUGUAAAAUGAAGAGUGACUGCUAAAGAUUAACUGCACCGCACAAGGUCAGAAACUGAGUGUAACACAGAGACUAACCAACAGGGUUUCAUGCAUCAAAUGAAGGGGCUUCAAUGAAACCAUUGAAGGAAACAGAGCAGUGAUUUAUCACACUUAAUCAAAAUCAUAUUUUGAAAAAUGGAAGGACAACAAGAGAUCGUAUGAGUGUCUGCAUGAUUUUUAUUCCUGUAUAUUAUUUGUCUGGAGAAAUGUUCACUCUGUGCUAUAUUAAAUUAUGGUGAAUG